AUGAACACUCUAGCAAACCAUGGCUUCCUUCCCCACGACGGCAGAAACAUCACACGAAACACUGUCAUUGAAGGCCUGUCAGCGGCCCUCAACUUCAACGCCUCACUUGCAAGCCUGAUGUUUGACAUGGCCAUUGUUGUCAACCCAGAGCCUAACGCUACCUUCUUUACCCUUCGGACCGACGCCUACUUCGGCAACAACCACGUCUUCAAUGAGACAAUCUUCGAAGAAACAAAGAAGUACUGGACCGGACCCACCCUGGACGCCAACAUGUUAGCCAACAGCAAAUUGGCUCGUCAGAUCAGCUCUAAAGCGUACAACCCCACCUAUACAUUCACGUCGUCGAUGGAACAGUUCAGUCUCGGCGAGGUUGCUGCUCCCAUUAUCGCGUUCGGCGAUAUCCAAAACGGAAAGGUCAACAGAACUCUGGUAGAAUAUUUCUUCGAAAAUGAACGUCUCCCGACUGAGCUGGGAUGGUCUCGGCGGGAGGAAGUUGUUAGUCUGGUGGAUAUCGCGGGCGUGACCCAGAUGAUCAGCAAUGCUACCAAUCUUAUCACUCCUUCUAAGGAGUCUCGUGCGAGUAGACGUCGAGACUUGCAUUCUGGUCUUGGGUUUUAG
Aspergillus oryzae RIB40 is the source of this 618-nucleotide messenger RNA. RefSeq lists its product as uncharacterized. The transcript has 3 exons. The record is from RefSeq and is a predicted model, not a curated record. Lineage: Eukaryota; Fungi; Ascomycota; Eurotiomycetes; Eurotiales; Aspergillaceae. Bases 1 to 618 code for a protein of 205 amino acids. Gene Ontology annotation, molecular function: peroxidase activity.